GCUGCCUUGUGGAGUCGGCGGUGCAGGAGGGAGGCAGCGCCCGGACGGCUUCUCCCCUUUCUCUCUUGCUAUGUGCUGGCUGUGUUGCUCCCUCUCUUUGGUGAUGCUGCUGAGUCUAAGCGUGAGCCCCGGAGCCCCCGGCACAGUGAAUCCAUGCUGCUCUUUUCCAUGUCAACACAAAGGCAUAUGCGUCCGAGUUGGCAUAGAAGGGUACGAAUGCGACUGCACCCGGACUGGCUAUUUUGGCACAAACUGCACUUUUCCGGAGUUCUGGAUGAGGAUACGUAGCGCCUUGAAACCAAGCCCCAGAUUCUAUCACUUCAUCCUGACCCACUUCCAGUGGUUUUGGGACAUCAUCAAUAGCACGUUCAUCCGGGACACGCUGAUGCGGCUCGUGCUGACAAUCCGUGCCAAUCUCAUUCCCAGCCCACCCACCUACAAUUCCGCCUAUGGGUACAUCAGCUGGGAGGCCUAUGCCAAUGUGAGCUACUUCACUCGUGUCCUCCCACCAGUGCCCAAUGACUGCCCCACUCCCAUGGGAACGAAAGGGCCUGUGCAGCUCCCUGAUGCAAAGCUGGUGGCGGAACGUUUUUUCCUGCGCAGGACAUUCCAGCCUGACCCUCUGGGGACGAACUUGAUGUUUGCUUUCUUUGCCCAGCACUUCACACACCAAUUCUUUAAGACGUCGGGCAAAAUGGGCCAUGGUUUCACCAGAGCUCUGGGGCAUGGGGUGGAUCUUGGGCACAUAUAUGGUGACAAUUUGGAGCGCCAGCACAAACUCAGACACUUCCAGGAUGGGAAACUGAAGUACCAGAUGGUUAAUGGGGAGAUGUAUCCACCCACGGUGCUGGAGGCUCCAGUGCACAUGAUCUAUCCAAAGCACAUCCCGCCAGAGAAGUGCCUUGCCAUUGGCCAAGAGGUCUUUGGGCUGCUGCCAGGCCUCAUGAUGUAUGCCACCAUCUGGCUGCGUGAGCACAACCGCGUCUGUGACAUCCUGAAGCGGGAACACCCAACCUGGGAUGAUGAACAGUUGUUCCAGACCACGCGGCUCAUCCUCAUUGGUGAGACCAUCAAAAUUGUAAUUGAAGACUAUGUCCAGCAUCUUAGUGGCUACUACUUGCGCCUGAAGUUCGACCCCGAGCUCCUUUUUGGGGUACAGUUCCAAUAUCGGAACCGCAUUGCUGUGGAAUUCAACCAGCUUUACCACUGGCACCCACUGAUGCCAGAUAGCUUUGUCAUCAAGGGCGAGGAGUACAGCUACGACCAGUUUGUCUACAAUGUCUCCAUGCUGACUGACUACGGCGUGGAGGCCCUUGUAGAGGCUUUCUCCAGACAGCAAGCUGGCCAGAUUGGUGGAGGGCAGAAUAUUCACAGUCACCUUCUGAACGUGGCUAUCGGGGUCAUUGAGGAAUCACGCCUGCUGCGACUCCAGCCCUUUAAUGAAUACCGGAAGAAGUUUGGCAUGAAGCCCUACACAUCCUUCCAGGAACUCACAGGGGAGGAGGAGAAGGCAGCGGAGUUGGAGGAGCUGUAUGGGGAUAUUGAUGCAAUGGAAUUCUACCCAGGCUUGCUGGUGGAGAAGAGGCAGCCUAAUGCCAUUUUUGGUGAGAGCAUGGUGGAGAUAGGGGCCCCCUUCUCCUUGAAAGGGCUCUUUGGGAACCCCAUCUGCUCUCCUGAGUACUGGAAGCCCAGCACAUUUGGAGGUGCCACCGGCUUUGAGAUGGUGAAUACAGCAUCACUGAGGAAACUUGUGUGCCUGAAUGUGAAGAACUGUCCCUAUGUGGCUUUCCAAGUGCCUGAAGGUGAUGGGGAGAGAAAGGAAGAGGCAGCAAGCAGCAGGUCUGGGGAGAAGAAGCCGUCUUCUGAGCUUUAGGAUCCAGGCGGAAGGGAUCCUCCUGGGCUUGGCAGGUGGUCACAAUCCAGCCAGUAAGCUUCCAUCACUUUUGGUGGCAAAGGGCACUCAGGUUUGAUGGUUGGCAGGCUGACAAAUAGAUAAAAUGGCACAAGCCCCCUCCUGAUCACCAUGUUCCCCUGAAGCUAAACAGAAGGUCCUUUCAUGGUUGGGGGAGCAUCUAAGGCUGUGGUUUUUUUGAGAAACGAACGUCCACUGAGGUCUGUCCAUUCCCAGCAGAAGAGUCCUCCCCACACCUUGAUUUCUCAUCUCCUUCCUUGCCCUCUGUGCGCUAGGCUACUCUUAACCUCUUGGUUGCAAGAGAAAUGUCACUGUACACCGUUCCCACCUCCCCUCCAUACUAGGAACUUUGUUCCCUGUAGCCUCUUUCCGAGUUAGAAUUCCUCGAAACUGUUACUCCUGUUUUAAACUUGUGGUGUAGAUAAACCCUAGAGUCAAAGCUGAUGAGAUCCAAGGGGGAGGAAGACCUUUUUGAAUGUCUCUGGGGUGUGUAUUCUUGCUGCAAGGAGGGUGGAAGAGGAGGAGAUGACUUCUGAUAGUAGCAAUCAAAGCGGGAUGGAGAGUGUGAAUUUCAGAACAGAGAAAGACCUGAACUUUGUAUUUAGAUGGCUGUGCGGACCACAGAAAUGCUUCCUUCUCCAGACUAUGGGAGCAUAGCUGGCUUCAUCACCUCACAAACUCAGGCAGAUGGGAUGGUGAAGGGCACCUCAGAUGUCAGGCCCAGGGCUUUUUUUCAGCUGGAAUGUGGUGGAACGGAGUUCCAGCACCUCUUCAGUGGCGCGGAGGACAAUCUAAACUCCCCUCUGUCUGGAGAUCAGGGGGCGGGGCCACUGGCCAUGUGAACAUUUUUGCUGAGGGCAAUUUAAACUUUUAAAAACUCCCCCCUUGUUCCAGCUGACUCAAAGUGACAUCAUUGUGCGGUCCUGAGUUCCACCACCACUUUUCCCAGAAGAAAAGCCCUGGUCAGGCCUCUUGUUGUCCAUCAACUGACUGUGGCAUUGUUCUAAUCUAGCAGCCAUAUCACUCCGACACCUGAUGGAUCUCCCCCAACCCACUAGAUGGCAGUGUUAGGAGCAGCACCUCUUUCGCUGUGCUUGGAUCAGGCAGGCAGCUGGCCCAUUUCUUGGCACUGCCUGCUUGCACCAUUCCUGUUUAGCCCAGAGAAAAUGCACCGUCUUCUCUUCUAUUGUUCCUGUUCCUUAUUCCCACUGCCUGCCUGGGAGAUCCUAGAUGGGGAAAUAAUAUGAAAAUUUUCCAAGGUGUUUGCUUGAGAGGGGGAACCACUGGAAGGGGUUGGAUUAGCCUCUUAACUGCAAUUGUAGCAAUUGCCAGCAGCCACAAGCUGGACACACAGUAAACACUCUCACAAAUGCUCCUUGGCUUACCAAGCUUUGCAUUAGGCACACGUGCAAUUUUCUUCUAAAGUUCAGUUUGUUUUUGAUCUCUUUAUUAUAAUUACUGCACAUUUAUUUUCUUUAUUCCAUUGGCUUCAAUGAGAAACACAUUUCCAGCUGUCACAUUCUCCCUGCCCAUCCAAUGAAAUUCUCAGGGAUUCUGUCAUCUCUGUUGGGAUCCUUCCUGCCAAAUUUCAGGAAAAUAUAUGGUAUUUUAUAGGCAAUUAAAAUUCUCAUCUGCAGAGCAGGCAGAGGAAGUCAUUGAACCACCUGGCGUGCCUGCUCAUACCUGAAGCAGAAGCAUUGUGGGGUCUCCACCAUUUUUUAAACAAAAAUGGAUUGCAUGAGUGAAAGGAGCUAAAUCCUGCCCCCUCCCCAAAAAACUAAUGCCUGAAUCAUUUCCCCCCAGCCUAGUCUUCAGUACCUGUCAGUGUUUCAUCCACUUGGUGGCAUGAUCUGUAUAACUGUGUAACCGGAGAACAUCCCUGUCAUUUUAGUCAUUCUCUACCCUCUGCCCUUCUUAAACUCAUAGCCAGCAAACCAGAUGUCAGAGUAACAGCCAAAUGCUUCCCACUAUUACCCACUGUCAUUAAUUUUCUAAUUCAGUUUAGUUAUAAUAAUGUUAUAGUCAGAUUAGUUAUAUUGAAGAUGGGGUGUUCACUGGUUCAGGUUUAGAUCAGGAAUAUGCAGCCAAAUGAUUACUCCGUGCGGCUCCACCACUCAGCACUGCUUCUCAAACCCUGCCCACCAUUACAUUUUGAGAAUUAACAUAGACGCAGCCAACUUCUGCCAGCUAAGGGCUCUGUCAUUGAGCCUGGUCUCAUGACCAGGUGCGGCAUGACAGAAAGUCUACUGAGAAGAUAGUUUCAAGUAGGUAGCUGCAUUGGUCUGCAGCAGAACAGCAGAAUUCGAGUCCAGUGGCACCUUAAGAGUCCAACAAGUAUAAGUUUUUGAGAGUCAAAGCUCUCUUCUUCAGAUAUCUGAAGUAUUUCUGAAGACGAUGGUAUAUGAAGAAGGGAGUUUUGACUCUCGAAAGCUUAUACUCUAAAAAUCCUGUUGGUCUCUAAGGUGUCGCUGGGCUCAAAUUGUGCUAUUCUGAGAAGGGAAUCCUGGGAAAAAAGGAACUCCCAAGAUCAGAAGCAGGCACAUAUGAAACUGCUUUAUCUCACCAGAACAUAGGUCCAUCUUAGAUCAGUUAUUGUCUUCUUGGAUGGCGACUCUCCAAGAACUAGGGCAGCAAAAGGCCUAUUCCAAAAUCCUCCCCCUCGAGAUGCCAGAAAUUGAAUCUUGAACCUCUGCCAUGCUAAGCAUGUGCUCUACCAUUGAGCUAUGGCUUCUAACAAGGUUCCUUCUGUCAGUUUAUUGGCUCAUCUAGCUGAAUAUUGUUUCCUUUGAGGGACAGAAGCUCUACAAGGUCACAGGUAGAGAAAGGUCUUUCCCAACACUUGCUAUCUGAGAUUUGUUAGCUGGAGACACCAGGGACUGAACAUCGGACCUUCUGCAUGCAAAGCAGGUGGUCUGCAACUGAGUUAUGGACAUAACUCUUCCAAAAAAGACACAUCAUAGUUGUGAAGCUAAAGGAAAGGUAGAGCACGGUGUAGGGUUCUUUUGUUCUAUGGAAUCUUCAUCUCCUCACUUGUGGCCCACAGCCUCUUCCUCCAGAAAGAAAUGUACCUGAACUUUCUCCCUGGGUCUCCAACAUAAAGUGACACUAUUCAUCACAGGUGAUGUUGUCCUCUGGUCAAAGUCCUUCGAAACAAAAACAGCGGUGGAGAAUUGUGGGAGGGGGAUAAUCAAGUUGAUGGAGAGGGCUACAAUGAGGCUUUUCCUUGGAGAAGCAAGAUUUGUUCUUAUCCAUGAACAUCCUGGCUAGGCUACUGUAACACUACUGCCUUUGAAGACAAUUGGAAACUUCAAAUGUAAUAAUAGGCAGCAGCAAUGCGUUACAAUACAGAGAAGGCAUCAUACCAGUUUUAAAAGAAUUCUGCUUUACUGCCUAGUUGCUUGUCAGCCCAAUUCCGAGUACUCUAAGUCCUAGCCAAUCUGCAGCCUGGACACUUGAUGGAUCGCUGCUCCCAUAUGAACCUGCUAUCAAUUAAGCUCAGCAUCAGAGGACUGCAUGUGAGCCUGUGCAGCAACCAGAAGCUGAGCUGAGCCAUCUCUGUGGUGGCAGCCUUGAUUAUGGAACACCCUCCGCAAAGUCAUUUGCCUUUUGUGCCUUAGGCUUUCUUCCCCACCAUUCUGCUAAUUGGGCAUUGCAAAUUCUGCUCCGUUUUGGUUACAUUCAUGUUUAAACACCCUUGCUGAGAUGGUUUUAAACACCCUGUUGAAGUUGUUUCCUUCUGCUUUUUCAUGCUGCUAUUUUUAUUCUGCCAUACCACUGUUUGUACUGAUUUUUAUCGAUGUUAUUAGUUUUAUAAUGAUUUUUUAAAAGUUUAUAAAAAUGGUAUAUGCCAUUCAGGCAUAUUUUAUAGAGUGCAACUAAAAAAAAUCAAAUAAAUAAAUAGCUAUUUUUCAAAGA
Eublepharis macularius is the source of this 5827-nucleotide messenger RNA. It is a transcript of the gene PTGS1, whose product is annotated as prostaglandin-endoperoxide synthase 1. The record is from RefSeq and is a predicted model, not a curated record. Gene Ontology annotation, molecular function: heme binding; oxidoreductase activity, acting on single donors with incorporation of molecular oxygen, incorporation of two atoms of oxygen; peroxidase activity. Bases 71 to 1873 code for a protein of 600 amino acids. Gene Ontology annotation, cellular component: cytoplasm; neuron projection. NCBI's taxonomy places the organism in Eukaryota, Metazoa, Chordata, Lepidosauria, Squamata, Eublepharidae. The transcript has 11 exons. Gene Ontology annotation, biological process: cyclooxygenase pathway; response to oxidative stress.